AUGCGGGGUGAUUUCACGCUCUCCUUGGUGUGGCGAAUCCUACCCAAGGACACCCUGGAGGCCGUCCUCGUUGGCCUGUGCGGCCCGACCGAAGACGAGAGCGCCCAGACAGCCGGCGGGUGGAUCGGGGGCCCGAGCGGCGGAGGCAAUGGCACCGGCACCAAUGCGGCGGCGGGCCGGCGGCUCUACGCGGCGGGGUCGUCGUUGCGGUGCGUGUGGACUGAGCUGACUGUGCCGGUGAUGACCACUGCGCUCAACCUGAAGCCGGCGUUGUCGGACAGGGCAAUCGCGGCCCUGGUUCGCGGGGUGGAGGCUGCCGCCGAGCGGGCGGCGCUGCAGAAAUCGCUCAAGUUCACGACCUUGAUCCACAGCCUGGUGACGCGCUACGGCCCCCAGCUGAAGCCUCACGUGCCCGUGCUGCGAACCGCUGUUGGACGCUGCUCUACCUUCAUGGUAAAGGCUGUGCUUGCGGCCUUGCAACGGCUGGAAAAAUAGAUAUUUCGGGGAUGGGAAAGCACCCACCGUUUCGUGUCAUGAUGCUUGGGGGGUUUGUCACCGCUCCUGGUGUUUUGGGGCGUUCGAAACACCGCAGCUUUGGGCUCGACAGCAAUGCAGUUUUUGGCGCGACUGUGCGGCCAACCAAAUGGUGCAUGCGCGCGCGACCGGGCCGGCGAUUUGUUGCGGGCACUGGCACCCGCACACGAAAUCAUGUCGAGAAUAUCACAUGUCUCUCGCGAAGUGCUUGUCCUCCGGGGAUUUACGAAACUCAACGUUUAUGAGUCAUCGCUGCGAGGGUGUUUGUUGGGAAUGAGAAGUGCACGAGCGGCCCCAGGGACAGCAUGGUACUAAAAGCCGACGCAGGUGUAUACGGAUGUACCUGCUGCGGCACGUACGUGUUGCAAGGAGGCCUGGGGCGGAGGUGGCGUGUCGAUGGG
Messenger RNA from Ectocarpus sp. CCAP 1310/34, 935 nucleotides. NCBI's taxonomy places the organism in Eukaryota, Phaeophyceae, Ectocarpales, Ectocarpaceae. The record is from the annotation of a GenBank genome assembly.